This is a messenger RNA of Cyclocybe aegerita, 768 nucleotides long. Lineage: Eukaryota; Fungi; Basidiomycota; Agaricomycetes; Agaricales; Hemipholiotaceae. The record is from the annotation of a GenBank genome assembly.
AUGAUGGAUCUUGGGAAAAAGAUCAAGGCAGCAGCUGGGACCGCCAAAUCAAAUGACAGUCAUCACAUCUCAAAGGCAAUUCCUGUCUGGUGGAGGAAGCUUCACCCAGACUCUGUGCCAAUUCCUGACAACAAAGUCAAACGUGGGUUCAAGAAUCCAGUUACCAGCCAUCUUCUUUGCCCUGCUGUUCUGGACUGGGAUGAUCCCAACAUUCAGUCUGCUUUGUGUAACCGCAUUGCGACAAUCCCUGGGCCUGAUGGACCUGAAGCAGUCAGCGGCGUGAACUGGCCCAACUUCCUGUAUGAUGGGCCAUAUGACCCGAAGACGCCAUGGGUGGGAUUACUUCGCAGUCAUCUCCUCGUAAUGGCAUACAUGCACGUUUUCAUUGCCCCAUCGUCUGUGGCCACCCAUGAUGCUGAGGACUCUUCCUCACAGAGCACUCGUUCUGGCAACGCUCACAACAAUGGCAUGACUUCUGUCAAUGCAGCAUUGCUCACAUACGUUGCUGCUCAGGUCUACUUUGCCCUCUCAGACGAGGGUGCCUUUCACAAGAGCAACAAGAAACUUGAUGCAGUAACUUUCUACGAGUCAUUGGUGAUGUACCUAGAAGACCCCGACAAUGAGAAGGACAACAAAGAGCUUUUUGACCAUUGGAACCGCCUGAUCUUCCCAGAGUCCAUUACCCCUGUUGCCCGUGGUAAGAAUACUUCAAACGCCCAGAUCAAGGCAGCCCGUCUCGCUCUUCAGCAUGAAGCGGACGGUUUCUAA